AUGUCCAACUUCGGAAGUCAAUACAUUGCCCUGUACGAUCAGCACUGUUAUUGCGCCCAAUUUUCAGCAAACCCGGCCUUUGCGGCAAAUCCAGCACCUGACGAUUCCCACUGCACUAUUGACUGUACAAAUCCUCAAACACCUGGACAAAAGUGCGGCGGCGUUGUGAAUGGCAUUACCGUAUACAAUGUCUACGGUUACCAGGCUAUCUCAACUUCGCCUGGGAGCUCGACAACAUCAUCAAGUUCGAGUAGCAGUUCUAGCACUCUCACGAGUACCUCGACCGCUGUCACAACAACUUCCUCGAGCAGCAGCACAUCAAGCACUGUCUCCUCGUUUACACCGACAUCGACAAGCGCCACUAGCUCUUCAAGCUCAACCGCCACGAGUAGUCGCAACAGAGAUCAGCAGCGAGAGUACUUCUUCCACGAUCACUUCCACUUCGUCCAGUGUUUCGUCACCGGCGAGCUCAUCAUCCUCUUCCUCAACCUCCGCAACUGGAGCUUCUACCUCAUCAUCCACUGCGUCGACAACUAUACCAACGACGACACCGACGAGCCCUUCCGCCUCCACAUCACCUAUAUCUACACCUUCUCAAAGUUCUUCAUCUUCAACAGUUCCCAGCUCGGUGUUGCCAGUUUCAUCGAAUGUUCCGAUCCUAAGUUCGGUACCGACCGUGUCGACCUCCAGCCCCAUCUUACCAUCUCCGAGCACAUUGGUCUCCGUAUCGAGCGUUGCCACGCCGACACCCUCCACCCAGUCAUCCAGAGAGAUCAGCGUCUCUUCUAA
Colletotrichum aenigma is the source of this 789-nucleotide messenger RNA. RefSeq lists its product as uncharacterized. Lineage: Eukaryota; Fungi; Ascomycota; Sordariomycetes; Glomerellales; Glomerellaceae. The transcript has 3 exons. The record is from RefSeq and is a predicted model, not a curated record. The coding region runs from base 1 to 789 and encodes 262 amino acids.